AUUUUUUGAGUUUAGAGAGAAUGUCAAUUGGUGAACGGUAAAGGACGUUGGAGAUAUAUAUGUUCAGUAUAUGUCAACAUCUUAAUUUAAGCCUCUGUUAAAAAAGUGAAUAAUUUUGUUAAGCCAACACCAGCAAAUUAAUUAAUUAAUAACAUGUGGUACGAAAUUCUCCCCACGAUGGCUAUUAUGACAGCUUGUUUGUCUAUCCCACCAGUGGCUGCACAUUUUGUCCAUAAAUUUUUUCAAAACGGGAAUCCUUGCCGUAGAGACCUGACAACCGAGAUAAAUAGAAGACAAUUUUUGAGAGACAACAGACUCACUGGCAACACCUAUGUACUUGCGGGAUUAGAAGCCAUACCAGAUGAAUAACUUCAGAGACUACCUAAUAACAUAAUGAUCCUGUUAGUAGUUUUGUAAAUACAAUUUGAUUUAAGUAAAAGUUGCUGUUAUUCCAUUUUGAGUUUGUGUGGUUCACCUGUACUAAAGUAAAGAAAAAGUAAGAUUA
Molecule: messenger RNA, 505 nt
Organism: Homalodisca vitripennis (glassy-winged sharpshooter)
Lineage: Eukaryota; Metazoa; Arthropoda; Insecta; Hemiptera; Cicadellidae
Product: NADH dehydrogenase [ubiquinone] 1 alpha subcomplex subunit 1-like
Exons: 3
Coding region: 154-369 (71 amino acids)
Source: RefSeq, a predicted model, not a curated record